AAGCGUCCGACUCGGAGCGGAGGGAGGUUGGAGGAGCAGAGCUGCUUAGUGUCGUUGUAGCGGAAAUUAUUGUUCGCUCCAGUUUCACGCACUGCAGCCUCUGGAUUAAAACCACCGCAGUUUCCUCUCAAGACGAGCCGCAGCGCAGAAACGGAUAUAAAACAAGGGGUUUCUCACACUGCGAGAAGUUUGCACGCGGAGUUUUAAAGAGUAGUUUCGGGUGGGCUGGCUGAGCGAGCCUGGCUGCCCGCUGCGCGUCCCCCCUGCCCCGGCCAGCCAACCACAAGUUAGCCCGCUGUGCUGGUCUUCUUCCAGCUGUGGUGAAUCAUGGCGCUCAGAGCCAAGGCGCUGUACGACUUCAACUCUGAAAACCCCGGGGAGGUGUCGGUGAGGGAGAACGAAGUACUGACUUUGUACAGCGAACAGGACAUAGAUGGCUGGUUUGAGGGGACGAACAGCAAAGGAGAGAGGGGACUGUUCCCCGCUUCCUACGUGGAGAUCCUGAGGAACGACGCCACCUCCACGUUCAACAACAACAGCUGUAGCACAUCUGGGGACACUUACCCGGACUCCCGAUACGCCAACGUCCCAUCCGGAGGGUUUGACGGCUCUCAGAAUAAAGUUGAGAACCUUUCUAAACUGUCUCCGCCCGCGUUCACCUCUUUCUCAGCCCCCACACAACAACAGCAGCAGCAGCAGCAGCACACUUACCAGCAGCAGAGCCAAGGGAGCGAUGAUGACUGGGAUGAUGACUGGGAUGACAGCUCUACUGUCGCAGAUGAGCCAGGGACUGUAGGAGGAAGGUAUAGGGACUUUGAAGGCAAUGGGCCUUCCACUUACAGAGUGUCAACAUCGUCAAUGGCAAGAGGAAAUGCACAGCAAGCGAAGAGCUCUGCCACGGUCAGUAGGAACCUGAACAGGUUUUCAACCUUUGUGAAGUCAGGAGGAGAGGCGUUUGUGCUCGGGGAGGCGUCAGGCUUUGUGAAGGAUGGGGAUAAGAUCUGUGUGGUAAUGGGUCAAUAUGGUCCUGAGUGGCAGGAGAACCCGUACCCAUUCGCUUGUACAAUUGACGACCCCACUAAACAGACCAAGUUCAAGGGCAUGAAAAGCUACAUCUCCUAUAAGCUGACACCCACCCACACCCAGACCCAGGUGAACAGGAGGUAUAAGCACUUUGACUGGCUGUACGCUCGCCUGGUGGAGAAAUUCCCUGUUAUCUCGGUGCCACACAUCCCGGAGAAGCAGGCCACAGGGCGAUUUGAGGAGGACUUCAUCUCCAAGAGGAGGAAGGGCCUGAUAUGGUGGAUGAACCACAUGACCAGCCACCCUGUCCUGGCCAGGUGUGAUGUUUUCCAGCACUUCCUCACCUGCAACAGCGCUGACGAGAAGGCCUGGAAGCAGGGCAAGAGGAAGGCCGAGAAGGACGAGAUGGUCGGAGCCAACUUUUUCCUCACCAUCAGCCCCCCUGCAGCUCCGCUCGACUUCCAGGAGGUCGAAAGCAAAAUAGACGGGUUCAAGACCUUCACCAAAAGGAUGGACGAGAGCACCUUGCAGCUCAACGCCACUGUAAAUGAGUUUGCCCGCAAGCAGAUUAGUGGUUUCAAGAAGGAGUAUCAGAAAGUGGGGCUGUCAUUUAAGGUCCUCAGCCAAGCCUUUGAAAUGGACCAGCAGGUGUACUCUGCUGGACUCAACCAGGCGAUCUCCUUCACUGGGGAGGCGUAUGAAGCCAUCGGAGAGUAUUUUGCUGAGCAGCCCAGCAAGGAUCUCGACCCCAUCACAGAUUUGUUAGCUCUUUACCAAGGACACCUGGCAAAUUACCCAGACAUCAUCCAUGUCCAGAAAGGAGCCCUGACAAAGGUGAAAGAGAGCAAGAAGCAUGUGGAGGAGGGCAAGAUGGACCGGGCACAGGCGGAAGGCAUCGACGAUCGCUGCAACAUCAUAUCCUGUGCCACUCUGGCCGAGAUCCAGCACUUCCACCAUAUCCGCGUGCGCGACUUCAAGGCACAGAUGCAGCACUACCUACAGCAGCAGAUUUCCUUCUUCCAGAAGGUCACAGGAAAGUUAGAGGAGGCUCUACAGAAAUACGACAACGCGUAAUAGGUCACUUGUCUCUCAGACCGUCGGUUUACACCUUGAUGAUCAGUGGCCAUGCUCCUCCCUCGGCCAGCCAGUAGAGCUUUGGCUAACAAACAGCUAGUAUCAUAUACUGCUGAAUGCUGUUCAUCCAACAGGGAGGGACAUUCAAGGAGAUUACUCUCCAGUAAUAAUGAAAUUUCAACCAAAUACAGGUUUCUGUGUGUGUUGGCCACAUUUUUGGGGUGGACUGGAUGUCAGUGUUUAAGAAGGGACGUGUAAUUUAAUGAAAUUAGGCCAACUUGUAAUACAAACAACAACAACAUGGUCAUGCCUUUUAAUUUAACGAGAAUCAAUGAUGGUGCACCACUUGGUGCAUGGGUAAAUUAAAUCUAAUCGAUGUUAUGACCUGCAGAGAGAGAACCUUGUGUCUGCUGCUACCUACACACCCGGUGCAAGAUUUAAUAUAUCAAGUGUUUUUGUCUUAAAAACACUGUUUUUAACCGACUGUUUUCAAGUGACUGCCACUCCAGAAGCAGCAUUUCUCCAGUGGCUAGCACACUGCCUUCUGGAAACACUCAUGCCCUUCCUGGUAUCUCUCUCCUUGGACUAACAAGACGAAAUGUUUACAGUCUCCUCGCUGAGCGGCCACAGACACCACUGUCUCGCUGUGCCUUCUGAUUACGUCUCUCUGGUCAUUUUUGUUACUUGUUACUAAAAAGCUUUACAUACUGUAUAUGUAAAAAUAUAUUCUAUUUGUUUUUACAAAGCUACACAUUUUGCAGUCUUUGAAAAAAAAAAAAGAUCACUGUGCUUUGAGGGCUGUGUCUUUUAUAGUCUUUUUUUCCCCCAGUGGCCCCAGGAUUGAUUUUCAACACUCAAGAGUGUGACAAAAUCAGAAUCAAUGAGAUGUACCUGCUUUGACAAUAUGUACCCACGCCUUAUACAUGGCACAGCCAGCACUGGUGCUGAUUUUAAGCUUGCAGAAUUUAAGGGAUGAAUAUAAAUGACACUUGUUGUGCCAGAUACCUGAAUUUGUAUCAACAAAAAUGUUUGUUUUCAGGCUUAGUUUUGAGCGUAGUGUUCAGAGGCAGAAUGUUAGAGGGCACACGGUUCCUCACCUGUUUUAAUAAUGCAGUCAUUUUAAUAGCACACUUCUAGACAGUUCAGUUGUACGGCUAUUUUAACCUUCAUGGUGAUGGUUGCAUCACGAAGAGAAAAACAUAGAAGCAGAGACACAAAAUAAAUUCCUCCUUCACAGAAA
Micropterus dolomieu (smallmouth bass) is the source of this 3337-nucleotide messenger RNA. It is a transcript of the gene snx18a, whose product is annotated as sorting nexin 18a. The coding region runs from base 328 to 2097 and encodes 589 amino acids. Gene Ontology annotation, molecular function: protein binding; phosphatidylinositol binding. Gene Ontology annotation, biological process: mitotic cell cycle; cleavage furrow formation; endosomal transport. The transcript is spliced from 2 exons. Lineage: Eukaryota; Metazoa; Chordata; Actinopteri; Centrarchiformes; Centrarchidae. The record is from RefSeq and is a predicted model, not a curated record. Gene Ontology annotation, cellular component: plasma membrane; cytoplasmic vesicle.